AAUGACCAGGCUUUACACCUAAAAAUAAGACCUCCUCUUCCCCAUUCUUCACUUUCCCCUCUUUUGUCAAAGAUCCCCCAACAACAACUCUCCCAACCCUUUCACCGCCUCUCUUCCACCACCAAACAAACAAUGGGGAAAGGCGCUUCCUUGUCUAAUGGCUUAGUAAAGAAGAUCGUUCUUUCCUAUACCUAUGUAGCCAUCUGGAUCUUCCUUUCUUUCACUGUCAUUGUUUACAACAAAUACAUUCUUGACAGGAAACUCUAUGGUUGGCCAUUCCCCAUCUCUCUUACAAUGAUCCACAUGACCUUUUGUUCAUCUUUAGCUUUCCUUCUUGUUCGUGUCUUCAAAGUUGUUGAGCCUGUUUCUUUAUCUCGUAACGUCUACCUCACUUGUAUACUCCCUAUUGGUGCUCUUUAUUCCGUUUCCCUUUGGCUUUCAAACUCUGCUUAUAUCUAUCUUUCUGUUUCCUUUAUUCAAAUGUUGAAAGCCCUUAUGCCUGUUGCUGUUUAUACUAUUGGGAUCUUGUUUAAAAAGGAUGGUUUCAAGAACUCAACUAUGGGGAAUAUGCUUGCUAUUUCAGUUGGCGUUGCUAUUGCUGCGUAUGGUGAAGCAAAGUAUGAUUCUUGGGGUGUUUUACUUCAGUUACUUGCUGUUUUGUUUGAGGCUACUAGGCUUGUUAUGAUCCAGAUCUUGUUGACUUCAAAGGGUAUUAGCUUAAAUCCAAUUACUUCUUUGUAUUAUGUUGCUCCUAGUUGCUUGGUUUUCUUGUCAAUUCCUUGGAUUUUUGUGGAGCUUCCAGUAUUGAGAGAGAACUCGAGUUUUCAGUUUGAUUUCGCGAUUUUCGGGACUAAUUCGUUGUGUGCUUUCGCGUUGAACUUGGCUGUGUUCUUGUUGGUUGGAAAGACUUCAGCUUUGACUAUGAAUGUUGCUGGGGUUGUUAAAGAUUGGUUGCUUAUUGCAUUUUCUUGGUCGGUGAUUAAGGAUACCGUGACACCAGUGAAUCUGAUUGGGUAUGGAUUGGCAUUCUUGGGCGUUGCGUACUAUAAUCAUCAGAAGUUACAGGCAAUGAAGGCAAAGGAAGCACAGAAGAAAGCUCAACAAGCAGAUGAGGAAGCUGGUAGAUUGUUGACUGAGAGAGAAUCUGAUGGAUCACCUGAUGGAAAGAAGGGUGAUUCACAGUCCUAGUUGAAAAAUUUGACAAAAAGGAUAUCAAAUAAAUCUAAUGGAAUUGACUGGAUGACAAGCAUAAGAUUUGGGGGUUUACUUCAAGUUGACUUGUGCUUUUGGAAUGGAUCUUGGUAUGUUGGUGGAUGAUCUGUUACCGGUCUUGGAUUAGAUCAGUUUCAGUUCAUACGUAAGGUUAUUUUAGCAUAUCCACAUUUGUCUUUGUUUACAUUGCAUAUUCAAUUCAUGUAUCUUGGUUUAGUAGAUUUAAGAUCUCCAGAUACCCUUAUAGUUGUUUUGAGUUUCUGCUGCUACUUUUACCUUUUUGAUUCACCUCUGCAUGUUUAGGUACUUGUUGAAUCCUUGAUGUUACUGGAGUAUAAUUUAUUUACAAUUUUCCCUUA
Molecule: messenger RNA, 1571 nt
Organism: Lycium ferocissimum
Lineage: Eukaryota; Viridiplantae; Streptophyta; Magnoliopsida; Solanales; Solanaceae
Product: probable sugar phosphate/phosphate translocator At5g25400
Exons: 1
Coding region: 133-1188 (351 amino acids)
Cellular component (GO): endosome; Golgi apparatus; trans-Golgi network
Molecular function (GO): antiporter activity
Source: RefSeq, a predicted model, not a curated record